AUGUCAACCUUUUCUUCCCCGGGUUUUGCAGCAAAUAAUGCUUCCAUCACCACUUGGCAAGGAGACCUGCUGGUGAAGUUGCUGUUAAGAGAUAGAAGAGAAAAGGCAUUUACCGACUUCGUCGAAUCUUACAAUACGCUAGUCAAAAAACUUGAGAAAUUUGCUGAUAGGAAUGCAGAAUUAGAAGCCUCGGAAAGAUCAGCUACAGACAAACUCACCAAUCUAUCAAGAGAAGUUGAUAUAUUACGGGAACAAGGGAGUCCUAUAAAUCAGAAAAGGACUGUAGAGUUAGAACAGCAAAUUCAAAACCUAAAGGAGGAACGGGCGGAAUUAUAUAAAACUCAAGGAACUAAUGCUCAAAGAUUACUGGACUUAAACGACGUUCUGAGGAAUCACGAAGAACAAGCCAAAAAACAUCAAGAAGAAAUCCAAAGAUUAACUGAAAUAAACCAGACUCUGACCAACAAAGUUGAUCUCCAAGUUCAGGUUCUCCGAGAAAAGGACGUUACAAUACAGCUUUUGCAAGAUGAAUUGGCAACGUUGCAGCUAGAACUGGGCAAGAUAGAUGAGCGUAUGAAAGAUUUAGAAAAGGAAAAUGGUCAACUAUUGCAACGAUGGCUGAAAAAAAUGAACGAAGAGGCAGAUAAGAUGAAUGAAGCUAACUUAUUUUAUGAAAGUGCGCUGGAAGUUCAUGCCAAAGCGCUAGAAUUUCAAAGUGGUGUUGUUAUUGUAGACAAGGAGUUUACUCCAGCAUCGAAACCUGUUUCGUUGCCAGAGGCUAGCUCGAGCUCCGGACAUACCAGGUCGAGAAGCAGGUCUCUUGGUCCAGUGGAAAAAAAAAAAGGAGCAAUGAUUGUAAUAUUAACCAAAGUUGCUUAUUUGGACCAGAGUCCUCAUGAUGGUGAAAUACACUCAAUUCAGGCUUCUCCCGAUGGCAAUUCGUUUGCUACCGGUAGUGCUGAUAAAACCAUUAAAAUAUUUGACGCAUCAUCAGGGCAGAUAAAGCAAACCUUGUCUGGUUCUAUACAAUCGAUUAUGCACGUGUCAUUCAAUAAUACUAGCGAAAUGGUUGCUGGUGCAUCGAAUGAUAAUGCGGCAAGAUUAUGGCAUUUGAAAACGGGUCGAAUAAGACUUACUUUAACUGGUCAUGUUGGAAAAGUGUACUCUGCAAGAUUUAAUGGUGAUUCCAGCAAAGUGAUUACUGGCAGUCACGAUCGCACUAUCAAAGUGUGGGAUUUGCAAAAAGGAUAUUGCAUCAGGACCAUAUUUUCAUUUUCUAGCUGCAAUGAUGUUGUUCCACUAGAUGAAGACGGGACGACACUUGUUAGCGGUCAUCUAGAUAACAAUUUACGAUUCUGGGAUGUACGAUCGGGUAAAGAUAUCAAAGAAUUGACUGGCAUUCACCUUGGACAAAUUACAUCUGUUUCCGUGUCUCCUGACGGGUCCAAAGUGUUGACUAAUUCAAGAGAUAAUACAUUAAAAUUGGUCGACCUUAGAACCUACGAUGUUGAACAAACAUUGCAUGCUGAUGGAUACAAGAAUGGUGCUAAUUGGUCCAGAUCGUGUUUUAGUCCCGAUGGGAGAUAUGUUGCGGCGGGUUCAUUAGAUGGGUCUAUAUUUUACUGGAAUAUUCAAAAAUCCAAACUAGAGAAAGUCGUGAAAGAACAAAAUUCGCCUAUUUGUGGUGUCACAUGGAAUCCUAAUGGGCGUCAGGCAUUUAGUGCUGAUAAAGAUCGUACAGUGGUCGUUUGGUCUGGGUUAAGGUGA
Molecule: messenger RNA, 1767 nt
Organism: Acaulospora morrowiae
Lineage: Eukaryota; Fungi; Glomeromycota; Glomeromycetes; Diversisporales; Acaulosporaceae
Source: the annotation of a GenBank genome assembly